Diachasmimorpha longicaudata is the source of this 2076-nucleotide messenger RNA. RefSeq lists its product as uncharacterized. The record is from RefSeq and is a predicted model, not a curated record. The coding region runs from base 106 to 1980 and encodes 624 amino acids. The transcript is spliced from 3 exons. Gene Ontology annotation, molecular function: protein binding. Lineage: Eukaryota; Metazoa; Arthropoda; Insecta; Hymenoptera; Braconidae.
AAGUCUCUCACCACUGUAAUGUGAGGAUCCAUCGUUAAGCUAAAUAUUCACAGACCUUCGUACAAAAAAUUUUGCCCAGUUGAAACGAAAAUUAAAAUAACCGCGAUGAGUGGGAACGCAAAUAAAAAUUUUCCCAAGAAUGUGAUUCACAUUUACGACGGAGACCGAUUCGAGGACCUGGAGAUUGAAAAUUCCGAAGAUGUUUUACGCGGAAUCGACAACAUUCUGGAGAACUUCGAGAUAAAAAUUCUGAACCCUCUGAGGAGUGACAAAAAGCUUCUUGUUCUCGACGUGGAUUACACCCUCACCUGUUACGAGGGAACUCCUCGGGAUUUCUUAGACGACAUGAUGAAAAUUGUCUACGAGAACUACGACAUCGUCCUGUGGUCAGCCAUGACCGGGGAAUUCACGGAAACCAGAAUCAAAUCCUUGGAACUCCUCGGAAAUCCGAAUUACAAAAUUGCGUUCUGUCUCGAGAGAGACUGCAUGGUUCCCGUCUUCAGUUGGAAAUUCGAUGACUACAUAUACGUAAAGGCUCUGGACUUGAUCUGGAAGAAGUUCCCGAGGUAUUCCAUCAAGAAUACGAUAAUAUUCGACGACAAUUGGAGGAAUUACGCCCUGAACAGGACGGCGGGACUGAGUACGACGAGGCAUCGCGAGAGUUCCAGUCCGAAUGGCAGAACUGAAUUAUUGAGAGUCGCUGAAUAUCUGACUUUGGUUUCGAAGCUUAUCAACCUGGAUAUCUUCGAUCAUAACCAGUGGAUGUCCAACCAAGUUCUGAUAGGCAAGCAGAACAUCAAAUCGUUUGAAAGAGCGACCACAAUUGAAGAUGAGGUGGCCAUGAGUUCUCUUUCAUCCGACCCCCACAUAACCCUCCACCUCCUCUCCUCAUCCCCAAUCCCUGAGCUGCCCUACCAUGGAAGAGAGGGCCCACCGGGUCACAGGCUCAGCAAAACCCUGACGUUCGUCGAGAAAGACAAGCUGAAAAACGAAAUUGAACUCCUGGACCUCGUGAGCCCGGAACUCUACGCCUCCGAGAUGACGAGAAAUGCAGAAAAAUGGGACGUUGAAGUGCUGAGCCCCCUGAGGGACGGCAAGAAGCUCCUGAUCCUCGAUCUCGGGUACACCCUCUGCGAUCCCGACGUCCCGUCAUUCCCCUCCCUCAAAGCGAGACGUCCGCAUCUGUCCCAGCUGCUGACCCGAGUGUAUCGUCACUAUGACAUCGUCAUCUGGUCCGACAUGACCCGCGAGGAUUCGUCGGAGGCUCUCCGAGAGAUGGGGAUCAUCAACGACGAAAAUUACAAAAUAGCUUUUCACCUGUCCUUCGAAGAGAUGAUGACAGUGACAACCUCUCAGUCGGGUUCUGUUCACUUGAAACCUGUGGAGUUCGUCUGGAAAAAAUUCCCGGAGUUUUCGGCGAAAAAUACAGUUAUAAUCGACGACAACAAGUGGUACUUCGCCCUGAACUAUCAGUCCGGGUGCGAGGUGAUGCCCUACAAAGCGAGGAAUGAAGAUUUGGACGUGGAGCUGGAGUUCCUGGCGAGUUAUCUGGAAUGGAUAGCGUUCUUCGAUAAUUUUCAGAAUCUCAAUCACAAGAACUGGAGGUGCCCCAGGAAUGUGGUGAUAGGGAAUAAAAAAAUUGUCGAUCAGAAACGAAGAGUUGAUAUCGAAUGGCACCUCAACAAGCUGAAGUUCGUGAAUGUUCCUGAGGACGUGACAGUCGGGGAACUGAAGUAUUUUAUUCAUGAUACCAUUGGAGUUCCAGUCGCCCGACAGGUUCUCCUGUUCAAUGUUCCUGUGGGGUUUAAGUACGAGGGUGGACGGGUUCUAGAGGCAGAUGUGGGAAGUCCUGAGACUCUUGCGUGGAAGAAACUCUUGGAGAAAAAUCGCUGGAACGUGGGAUACGAAGAGGCGGGGGGGAAAGCACUUCCCAGAGAUAGCUGUCCACGUGUUCAGAAGAAGACAAGAAAGUCUUUCUGAUCCAUUCACGAAUAGUCAGUAUGGAAUUCUUGUGACAUAAAAAUAGUAGGUCAACAGAACCUCGUGAUCAAACAGUCACAGGUCAAGUACAAGUUC